Colletotrichum chrysophilum is the source of this 1596-nucleotide messenger RNA. RefSeq lists its product as uncharacterized. Lineage: Eukaryota; Fungi; Ascomycota; Sordariomycetes; Glomerellales; Glomerellaceae. Gene Ontology annotation, cellular component: signal recognition particle, endoplasmic reticulum targeting; cytosol. The coding region runs from base 1 to 1596 and encodes 531 amino acids. The record is from RefSeq and is a predicted model, not a curated record. Gene Ontology annotation, biological process: SRP-dependent cotranslational protein targeting to membrane; SRP-dependent cotranslational protein targeting to membrane, translocation. Gene Ontology annotation, molecular function: GTP binding; GTPase activity; ATP hydrolysis activity. The transcript is spliced from 2 exons.
AUGGUUCUCCAAGAUCUCGGCCGCCGCAUCAACUCGGCCGUCACAAAUCUCACAAGAGAGGCCAACCUCGACGAAAAGGCUUUCGAUGCAAUGCUCAAGGAGAUCUGCGCCGCCCUUCUCGAGGCCGAUGUCAACGUGCGCCUCGUCGGCCAGCUGCGAAAGUCGAUAAAGUCCACCGUAAACUUCAAAGACCUGCCCCCCGCCGUCAACAAGAAGCGCCUCAUUCAAAAGUCCGUCUUUGACGAGCUCGUCAAGCUCGUCGACCCCCACGCCGAGCCCUUCAAGCCCAAGAAGGGCAAGUCCAACAUCAUCAUGUUCGUCGGUCUGCAGGGUGCCGGUAAGACGACGACAUGUACGAAGCUCGCCCGCCACUACCAGGCCCGCGGCUUCAAGGCCUGCCUGGUGUGCGCCGAUACCUUCCGUGCCGGUGCCUUUGACCAACUGAAGCAGAACGCGACCAAGGCCAAGAUCCCAUACUACGGCUCCCUGACCGAGACGGACCCCGCGGUGGUCGCCCGAGACGGUGUCGAGAAGUUCAAGAAGGAGAAGUUCGAGGUCAUCAUCGUCGACACGUCAGGUCGCCACAGGCAAGAGGAGGCUCUGUUCCAGGAGAUGGUGGACAUCCAGACGGCGAUCCGGCCCGACGAGACGAUCAUGGUGCUCGACGCAUCCAUCGGCCAGCAGGCCGAGUCCCAGGCGAAGGCGUUCAAGGAGGCGGCAGACUUUGGAGCCAUCAUCAUCACAAAGACGGACGGCCAUGCCCACGGCGGUGGCGCCAUCUCCGCCGUCGCCGCGACACACACGCCCAUCGUCUUCAUCGGCACGGGCGAGCACAUGCUGGACCUCGAGCGCUUCGCGCCGCAGCAGUUCGUGCAGAAGCUGCUCGGUAUGGGCGAUAUGGCGGGCCUCGUGGAGCACGUGCAGAGCCUGAAGCUGGACCAGAAGGACACGAUAAAGCACAUCACGGAGGGCAUCUUCACGGUGCGCGACCUGCGGGACCAGCUGUCCAACAUCAUGAAGAUGGGCCCGCUGUCCAAGAUGGCGGGCAUGAUCCCGGGCAUGAGCGGGAUGAUGCAGGGCAUGGACGACGAGGAGGGCAGCGCGAAGCUGAAGCGCAUGAUCUACAUCUGCGACUCGAUGACGGACAAGGAGCUCGACUCGGACGGCAAGCUCUUCAUCGAGCAGCCGACGCGGAUGACGCGCGUGGCCCACGGGUCGGGGACGUCGGUGCGCGAGGUCGAGGACCUGCUCACGCAGCAGCGGAUGAUGGCCGGCAUGGCCAAGAAGAUGGGCGGCAACAUGAAGAACAUGCAGCGCGCGCAGUCGGCGAUGGGCGGCGGCAACAAGGCGCAGCAGCUGGCGGCGAUGCAGAAGCGGUUGCAGAGCAUGGGCGGCGCCGGAGCCGGAGGCGGUAUGGGCGGCAUGCCGGAUAUGGGCAGCCUGAUGAAGAUGCUCGGCGGUGGAGGUGGCGGCGGCGGCGGCAUGCCGAACAUGCAGCAGAUGCAGCAGAUGAUGCAGCAGAUGGGCAUGGGCGGCGGUAUGCCUGGUAUGGGAGGCAUGCCCGGCAUGGGCGGUGGCCGUGGAGGAAGACGCUAG